CGGUGACCCCUUAUCCAGUUUCAUUGUUUGAGAAAAAUGGUGGCAGUGUUCAAUGUGUAUGCACCGCUACCACUGUCGUCUUCCAUUAGAAAAGUAUCAAAAUAUCUUUUUCCUUGUCGCCCAAUAAUUCACACUCAACAUUUCUCUUCUUCUUCUUCUUCUUCGUUAUCAAUUUGUUAUUUCCAAAUUGUAUCUUGUUAUCCUCAGUCUUCUUCCCCAAGGACUCGCUUCAACUUCAAUCCCUCUACCAAACUCUUUGUCAGUGGACUCUCAUUUCGUACAAGUGAAGAGAGCUUAAAAAAUGCCUUCGACGACUUUGGGGAGCUCGUGGAAGUGAAUUUGGUGAUGGACAAAAUUGCCAACAGACCAAGAGGAUUUGCUUUCCUUCGUUAUGCUACGGAGGAGGAAUCACAUAAAGCAAUUGAGGGAAUGCAUGGGAAGUUUCUGGAUGGCAGGGUAAUAUUUGUUGAAGUCGCCAAGCCUCGAUCUGAACUUUGCCGAAUAACAGCUAGACAAUGAUGUAGGCAUGCAUCCCUAAUAAUCAAGACUCAUCUCCAAGGUCCAUAAUAACAUUUAUCAGAAUGUGUCACCAAUUUCUGCUCAACAAGGAAAAUUAAUCUGGACUCAAAAUUUGGCAGAGCACAGCUUUUCUUAAUUAUAGUAUUAUUUGUUUGUAUGGAUCAUAAACUCUGAGAAGACGGCCUCUUCUUGUGGCUUGGAGGAGAAAGCCCUUCCUUUUAGCUAAUUCUCAAUUUUCCCUACCACUUAGGGUGCGGGUGCUCUCUCUGUAUUUCUUCUGUAACGAUUUUUUGGUGGACAUGGUAUUUUUGUGAUAAAAGUUUGUGCUAGUCAUGUAUGUUAAUGCAUUUUCCGUUAUGUCA
This is a messenger RNA of Nicotiana tabacum (common tobacco), 881 nucleotides long. Its product is annotated as organelle RRM domain-containing protein 6, chloroplastic. Gene Ontology annotation, biological process: chloroplast mRNA modification; cytidine to uridine editing. Gene Ontology annotation, molecular function: RNA binding. The record is from RefSeq and is a predicted model, not a curated record. Gene Ontology annotation, cellular component: chloroplast. Lineage: Eukaryota; Viridiplantae; Streptophyta; Magnoliopsida; Solanales; Solanaceae.